Messenger RNA from Striga hermonthica, 1953 nucleotides. Lineage: Eukaryota; Viridiplantae; Streptophyta; Magnoliopsida; Lamiales; Orobanchaceae. The record is from the annotation of a GenBank genome assembly.
AUGUUCGUCCCCCCUUUGCUAAGACACAAAUUCUUCAAGUGGGCUGACCAAGUGAGCACUUUCGAGUUAAUCGAUGUGCCCUACUGUGGGGGUUGCUCGGCCGGUGUUUGUCGGGUCCGCAAGGAGAGAAGAGGGCCGAAUGCCGGUAGGAUCUUGUUCAUGUGCAGAAUAAAGGAGGGACAAGGAUCUUGUGGCUAUAAAGUGUGGCAGGAUGAGCUAGAAAUGUCAGCAGUAGGCAGAGCAAGUGCAAACUUAACUUCAUCUCAGUCACCUAAGAUUAACGCCAAUCUUUCCAAACCCGCCUUAACUGACGAAAACAUUCCGAGCAAUGAGUUCCCAUUGACGGGCGCUCUACGACCUGCAAACUGUCACAGAGUAGAAUCUAAAACGACAAAUCAGUCAACAUGUCAGGAAAUCGAACAUGAUGAAUCCCCAAGGAGAGUUCAAAGUACUCUGGACAAUGGAGUAAAUUCUUCAAAAUCGCCUUCACCUAUGGCAAAUGGCAAUCACAUCAAGCCCGCAAAUAGCAUAGUGAUUGAAGAAAUCGAGUCACCUGAGAUUGAAAGCGUAAGCUCAGUAGGACAUGUCAACAACACUGGAAUGAUGUAUCGAAAGACGGAGCAGUUAAAAUGUCAGGAUAACAAACAUGAUGUAUUGGAAACAAGAGCUCAGAUGUUAUCAGAUUUGAGGGUAACUUUAUUUCAGUCACCCGCGGGCCAUGUAGAUCAUGCCAAGACUGCAUACACUGACUUGGUUGAGGAAAACAAUCAAACUUAUGAGGCGGAAGGUAAUGAGUUUCCUGGGAUUGGCUCUUCAGAAAAUCUCCACUAUCAUCAAGGUGUAUCGUCUGACAAGACGGAGAAACAAAAAUGUCAAGAAAACCGACCCCAUAAAUCUUCACGGAGAUCUCAUAAAAGAUCUAGACAUGGAGGCUUGAAAGGUGUCUCCUCUUCUACUGGAUCUCUUGCAGUGUCGAGUUCUUUAGUUCCUUCACAGUCUGUCACGAUUCCCGCCAUGAAUCCUGUGUUGAUCAAACAAUGUUGGAUGGUAGCUGCAAUCCGCCAAAAUUUAAGUAGUCAACUUGAGGGUUGGUGGGGAAGGCUUGCUUUCCAUCCCAUGCCCUCCUUGACUACUCAUGCAUCAAAUUCACUCAACUGCUACAUCUCUCUUCAAGACCCCACUUUCCCGGUGCAAGACAAGAUCCUGAUAAACAAUCAUGGGGACUUAACUACCCUAACCCGGAGGAUCCUCCUUGGAGUCCAAACACACGAUACUCCCUUGAAAAACGGCCAACUCUCUCACACCAAGUCCUUUCCUACUACUAGCCCACAACAACCCAGUCAAAACACCCCAAACCCCAUGUCAGCCUUCAUCUCAAGGGCCUUUUCCCAGGCAGCCAACCAGCUGAAGCACGACUUUCUCUGCCUUCUCCAAGAAACGGACCCCAAAGACCACAAAACCAUGAGGCUGGCAGCACAAGACACGUUUGCCGCCCUCGACCUUCUGUUGUCUGAUCACCAAGACCUGCGGGCCCAUGUGGAGGAGUACAUAUCCCACGCUUCAUCAUUGGCCGAGAUUGAAAGGAGGGAUGAGAUGCAUCGAGAGCUGGCCGAGCAGUGGUUGGACGAGCAGAGAAGGCUGGACGAGAUGGGGUCGGCCCAAGCAGAGGCGGUCGAGUCUGCAGGCGAGUGCAGAAGGCGGAUGGAGAGGGUGCAGGAGAAAGUGUCCUCAGCCAUGGAGUGGCUGUUUCAGGUGGAGGCCGAGUUGUCGAGCUAUGAGGUCGAGAUGAGGGGUAUGGAGAAGGAGCUCGGGAGGAUGUGUGAAGGCAAGAAGGCACUUGAGGAAAAGUAUGCUACUGUUGGCGAGGAAUUGGCGAAGUCGAAAGAGGUUAUGGAGAGGAAAGAGGCAGCUAAGGCCGCGUUUGAGCAGGCGAGAAGGUUGCUCUGGGGUUAA